This is a messenger RNA of Salvelinus sp. IW2-2015, 2280 nucleotides long. RefSeq names its product 5'-AMP-activated protein kinase subunit gamma-1. Gene Ontology annotation, cellular component: nucleotide-activated protein kinase complex; nucleus; cytoplasm. The record is from RefSeq and is a predicted model, not a curated record. Lineage: Eukaryota; Metazoa; Chordata; Actinopteri; Salmoniformes; Salmonidae. Gene Ontology annotation, molecular function: AMP binding; protein kinase regulator activity; protein kinase binding. Gene Ontology annotation, biological process: regulation of catalytic activity; protein phosphorylation.
ACUGGCCAACCAACGUGCAUGCGUACUUGUCUCUCCACUGUGAAGCGUGAACCCAUCAAAUCCUUUCUGGGAACGUCUGCAUUGGCAUUAUAAUACGACCUUCCUUGUUUCAAUUGUGGAUUUACUCUUGCAGUUUGUUGUCGUUUGAAAUAUCAGCGCGUGUCAUAAGCCACCCAGAAGGGAAGGCUACAUUUUAUGCCAAGUGAAUCGCAUUCUGCGCGGUGUAUUUUUUUGUCAGGUCUGAUAUAUCCGAUCUCAAGCCGAUAACUUUCAUCAACACACGAGUUGAGUGGAGGAGCACAUUAAUGCGUACAGUACACGGACCUACUUGCCAUAAGGACAUCUGUCAGAAUCAAAAUAAUGUUUUUGCAGUGAUUGUUUUGGUAUCAUUUACCACACUUCCACUGUUGCCAGUCUAUCUAGCACCAGAGUAGCCAAAGUAACGCUUUUUAAAAACGAUUGAAUGAGUCCAGUUGUUUAGAGAAUUCUAGAAAAAUAUGGGAAGCACAGCAAAUGACUCCAAGAAGAGAGACGUGAAGACACCUAGAAAGAAGAGGACGCUUCGAUUGAACAUGCCCGACCUCGGCUCGUUUGCCAUGCCCUUCUUGGAGGGAGAUGCCGACCAUGUGGAUAAGGCCGACAUACAGAAGGAUGAUGGGAGUUGCCACUCAGCCAGCCCGACCAAAGGCUUCUUCACGAGGGGGCCCUUCAGUCGGCCCUCCAGUCCCAAGUCGGCCCCUGCUAGGACCAAGAACAGCCCGGGCUCCCCCAAAACCAUCUUCCCCUACACUUCGUCCCACCAGGACUCCCCACCCAAGUCGCCUCGUCGCCUGAGCUUCAGCGGCAUCUUCCGUUCCUCCUCCAGAGACUCUAACUCCACCUCUCCCGUCAGCAUCAAGCUCUUCUCCAGGGCCAGGAAAGCCUCRGGGAUCUCCUCGCCCCCCUCAACUCCUCCGACGCAGGCCGCCAAGCAGCCGCCGGCGUUCCCGCUGGAGGCCUAUCGGAGCGAGCCGGAGAGGCUGGAGGCACGGAUGCGCUCCUACUCAUCCCCGCCGGACACCGGGCAGCGCUUCAGUCUACGCUGCUCCAAGCCACCCAUGACUCCCUCCGCCCCCAUCGCUAACUCACGAUCACGACCAGUCCACGGUUUAGCUGAAGGCAUGCUGGAGAAACUUGAUCUAGAAGAUGAAGCUUUUGAAGAAUCCGAAAGUGAUAUCUACAUGCGCUUUAUGAAGUCACACAAGUGCUACGACAUUGUUCCUACCAGCUCUAAGCUGGUGGUUUUUGACACUACUCUGCAGGUAAAAAAGGCCUUCUUCGCCUUGGUUGCCAACGGGGUGCGGGCAGCCCCACUAUGGGAGACAAAGAAGCAGAGCUUUGUCGGAAUGUUAACCAUCACAGACUUCAUCAACAUCCUCCACAGAUACUACAAGUCUCCCAUGGUACAAAUAUACGAGCUGGAGGAACAUCAGAUUGAAACAUGGAGAGAGCUCUACCUACAAGAAACCUUUAAGCCGUUAGUGAACAUAUCACCUGAUGCAAGCAUAUUCGACGCGGUGUACUCGCUCAUCAAGAACAAGAUCCACCGGCUGCCCGUCAUCGACCCAGUCAGCGGCAACGCGCUUUAUAUCCUCACGCACAAGAGGAUCCUCAAGUUCCUCCAGCUCUUCGUGUGCGAGAUGCCCAAGCCUGCCUUUAUGAAGCAGACUUUGGAGGAACUAACCAUCGGGACCUACCACAAUAUCGCCUUCAUCCACCCCAACACACCCAUCAUCAAGGCCCUCAACAUCUUUGUGGACCGGAGGGUGUCCGCACUGCCAGUGGUGGACGAGUCAGGAAAAGUAGUGGAUAUCUAUUCCAAGUUUGAUGUCAUUAACCUUGCUGCUGAGAAGACCUACAACAACCUGGACAUCACGGUGACCCAGGCUCUGAGGCAUCGCUCACAGUACUUUGAGGGCGUCAUGAAGUGCAACCGGCUCGAGACACUGGAGACCAUCGUGAACAGGAUAGUCAAAGCAGAGGUCCACAGGCUGGUUGUGGUGGAUGAGAAUGCCCGGAUCGUGGGCAUCGUGUCCCUGUCGGACAUCCUGCAGGCCCUGGUGCUCACCCCUGCAGGUAUCUGCAGGAAGAACAGCCAACCACAACCAGAAGCAGAGGCACCACCAGCAACGUUAGUAGAGGCAGAACCAGAGGUAGAGGUAGCAGCAGAUACAGAACUACAGGAAGAGGCCGAAGCAGAGCGGCACCACCAGAGAUGUUAGUAGAGGCAGAGCCAGAGGU